Molecule: messenger RNA, 837 nt
Organism: Fusarium tjaetaba
Lineage: Eukaryota; Fungi; Ascomycota; Sordariomycetes; Hypocreales; Nectriaceae
Product: meiosis mei2
Exons: 5
Coding region: 1-837 (278 amino acids)
Source: RefSeq, a predicted model, not a curated record
AUGAAUGCAGCACUGAAGGAAUUUGGACCGAAUUGCCCAAGUUCAACUUGGAACCGUGCCAAGUCCUCGCUCUCACUCAGGGCUCGGGGCUCUGGCCCUCGCCUCGCUGUUAUUGUCCCAGGCAACCUCGAGCUCUGCGCGCACACAGAAUCAGCUGGACCCACUCUCGUUGCCGCCGUCGCCAAGGCCAAGGCCGCCCACGAGGAGCGACUCGCCCAGGUCCAAGGUGCGCAAGAUCUUUGCGAAGAUCAAGAUCCGCCGCCGCCGCCAACGUCGCUCACGAGGUGGUCGGGCUUGUCAGUCUCGAACGAGUGUGCAAGAAUAUCAGUCAACACCUUGACUGCCAGCAUGGGCAACAUGUCUGUGCAGCAAGGCCCCCGUGGCGUCGACCGAGGUCGCCACCAGAGCUUCUUCGCUCUCAACGCCCCGCAGGGGAACCCCUUCGCGGCAGCUGGAGCUGCUAGUGUUCCAUUCCCACCCAGAAUUCAGCAGCAGCCCUUCACAGGGCAAAUAUUCAUGGACAACACAUUUGCCCUCGGCAUUCCCUCUGCAUCCAGCGAUCUCAUUCACGAUGGGAAAGCCGCCAAGAUCAAGUUCAAGGUGCGCAAGUUCUUUGCGAAGAUCAAGGUCCGUCGACUCCUUGAAAAGGAUGCCAAAGCGGCCGACAUGACAUGCUCGCCUCGGGCCCUGGUUGCGUUGGAGUCACAGCUCGUCCGAUUGUGCGAGAUCUGCACUGUAUGUCUUGGUUUGAACGGUGUUCAAGUCAAUGCAUACAGUGUCGAACUUGCACACUCGUUCGAGCUGCGACUCCAACGCAACCAGGACUUUGAUGGCUAA